ACAAGCUGUAAUAUUACACUUUCAAUCAUUUGCACACCAACUGUUUGCGUCUUUGGGAAACUAAUUACCGAUCAAUAUGGCGCACCAGAGCGAGAACGGCAGAGACACGACUGCCGACGAGUCCGGAAACCCGAUCCGCCGGACUGAAGACCCGGUUCAUCACCAAGGUGUAACUGAAGCAACCACCGGGAAUGGCACUCAUGACACUAUAACAGGGUACGGAACUCAUGAAACGACCGGAACGGGGCACAAGACUCAUGGUACAACUGGUACAGGGAACGGAACUCAUGAAACGACCGAAACGGGGCACAAGACUCAUGGUACAACUGGUACAGGGAACGGAACUCAUGGCAGGGCGGCCAGGGCCACUGGGCCAACUGGUUUCGCUGCAACAACGGCCGGCGGUCAGGGACUCCUGCAUCACCGGUCUGACGGCUCAUCAAGCUCUUCUGAGGAUGACGGGUACGGCGGGAGGAGGAAGAAGGAGGAGAAGGAAAAAGAAGGGCUUGAAGAGAAGAUUAAGGAGAAGCUGCCAGGCGGGAACAGUGACCAUAGCGGCACUAAUAAUACGCCACCGUCUGAUACCAUCCCCCAUGAGAAGAAGGGCAUGAUGGACAAGAUCAAAGAGAAGCUUCCCGGCCAUCAUGAAAUCGACCAUUCAUCGACUAUAGAUAUAUGUACCUAAAUGCUUGGCUUGUUGUGAACUUGUGAUAGCUGAAUAUGCUGAUAAGCAUCUACCUAUAGUACAUGGUAUAUAGUAUAUAACUAUAUACUGCUGUGUAUAAGUUCUGCAUGGUAAAUCGAUUUGUUCUUUCUCUUCGUGCUGGUUUGUAUUGUUUAAAUUUGAAACCAUUCGUAUUGGUCUUCAGGGUA
Molecule: messenger RNA, 873 nt
Organism: Fragaria vesca subsp. vesca
Lineage: Eukaryota; Viridiplantae; Streptophyta; Magnoliopsida; Rosales; Rosaceae
Exons: 2
Coding region: 77-685 (202 amino acids)
Biological process (GO): response to water
Source: RefSeq, a predicted model, not a curated record